Molecule: messenger RNA, 621 nt
Organism: Sinocyclocheilus anshuiensis
Lineage: Eukaryota; Metazoa; Chordata; Actinopteri; Cypriniformes; Cyprinidae
Gene: ventx
Product: ventral expressed homeobox
Exons: 3
Coding region: 16-621 (201 amino acids)
Molecular function (GO): DNA binding
Source: RefSeq, a predicted model, not a curated record
UAAAGUUCAGGAGGAAUGCAUCUGAUCAAGUUAUUAGGAGGAAGCAUCAUGUUCAAGAAGUUCUCCGUGGAGUGGUUGUCCCAGAGCUUCCAUGCACAAGAUCUGGAGCAGGAGAAAUGCGUCAACUUAAUUCCAUGUGCUCCUGAUGCCUUCAGUGGUGCUCCUCAAGCAUCUUCAGAAAUGCUUGGAGAAGGAGAAACCAAGGCCCCGUCUUCUCCUACAAACAGCUGUGGCUACACCUCGGCCUCUGAGAGCGAUGAGAGUGAAGGAGAGUCCGCGUCGCAGCGGCGCGUCAGAACCAAGUUCAGCUCGGACCAGAUCUCGCGUCUGGAGAAGACCUUCAGCAAACACAAGUACCUCGGCGCGACUCAGAGACGCAGAACAGCGGAGAAGCUGCAGCUGUCGGAGACACAGGUGAAAACGUGGUUCCAGAACAGACGGAUGAAGCUGAAGCGGGGAGUUCAGGACGCGCGCGCUGCCGAGCUUUUUGUAGUGCUUCCGCCGGUGACGUCAUUUCAGCACCACGCCGCGAGCGGACAGCGCGAGCGCCUCUAUUUCCCGCCACAGAUUCCCGCGCGACAAAUCCCGCCACCGAUGCUGUUCCCGACCUGCUACUUUUAA